CUAAACGUUCUGAAAAAUAUAUUUAAAUUUAAAUAAAUAUUAAAUCCGACUAUUUACGCAAGAAAUUGGGGACGAUAUCUGACCGAGUGUUUACAGAAGAAAUUGGGACGAUGUCUGAUCAUGGAGGUGAAGAAAAUGAAGAAAAAAAUGAAGAAGACGAUGAUGAUAGAAUCAAAAACCUCGAAUUAGAACAACUACUAGCCUUACCCAACGACGAGGAGUGGGAUCUCAGCGAUUCCGAGUUUUUUAAUUUCUUUCAGGGUUGGCAAAACGUUCCUUCUCCUUCUCUACUUGCUGCUGCACCUCUUGAUAAUCAACCCAUUAUCCAUCAUCAAAACAAUCCAACUCAAGAUGAUCCCAAUUCCAAGAAGAAGCGAAGACAAGAGAGAAACAGGGAUGCUGCCUUCAGAUCUCGAGAAAGGAAGAAACUGUACGUCAAGGAGCUGGAGAUGAAGAGUAAGUACUUUGAGGAAGAAUGUAAGAGGCUUGGAAUGAUGCUCAACUGUGUCGCAGCAGAAAACCAUGCCUUGCGCCUUUCCUUGCAAACUAGGACGGCAUCUGAUGUUUCCAGGACCAAGCAGGAGUCUGCUGUGCUCUUUUUGGAAUCCCUGCUGUUGGGUUCCCUGCUUUGGUUCCUGGGAGUCAUGUGUCUGGUCAAUCUGCCAGAGCAUCUUCUACCAAAAAAAGAAGUUCCAUUGGGAAACAUGGACAACCAAAAUCAGGGAAUUCUGGCACCAAGAAAGACGGGAAGUAACAUCUUGAAACUUCAGUGUUUUCCAUCUUCAGUGAGGGGAAAGAGAUGCAAAGCUUCCAGGACAAGAAUGAAAUUGAGUUUUUCAUUUGCUCAGCAAGCUUUGAUGUGAACUCUAGUCUAAAGUUGGGCAGAGGAUGAUACUUUUCCCCUAUAUAACAUAUAAUAAAAGUAUUCCAUCCUCGUGGUAGUUUCUUAUAAGUGAAUUUGCAGACACCUUGGUUAUAUGUAUCGAAUUUAAGCGAUUAAGAAAUCAUACUAUUGUGGUGGGAUUAAUUA
Daucus carota subsp. sativus is the source of this 1030-nucleotide messenger RNA. Its product is annotated as bZIP transcription factor 50. Bases 111 to 863 code for a protein of 250 amino acids. NCBI's taxonomy places the organism in Eukaryota, Viridiplantae, Streptophyta, Magnoliopsida, Apiales, Apiaceae. Gene Ontology annotation, molecular function: DNA-binding transcription factor activity. The transcript is spliced from 3 exons. The record is from RefSeq and is a predicted model, not a curated record. Gene Ontology annotation, biological process: regulation of DNA-templated transcription.